AUGGAUGCUUCUAAUAAUAUGAUGAUGCCAUCUUCGAUGGAUCCAAUGCAAUUUCAGCAGGGCCAGCAAAACCAGCAGGGCCAGCAGGGCCAGAACCAGCAAAACCAGCAUAUGCAGCAUUCUCCCAUCACCCAACAGUCGCCGCACGCGUCGCUGAUGCACAAUGGGAACUCUCGACACCCAUCGCCAGGGUUCCAGGCUCCAUCUUAUCAUGUGAAUUCAGUGGUUCCUCUCAAGAGAGCGCGACCGCGCGAGGAUUCUGUCAAUUUAUCACCACGUCAAACUCCAGGUGUUUUGCCGGGUUCUCGUUCUCAAACCCCACAGAGCGGCGUCGGACAAGUUCCCAGCAACCAGGUGUAUCAUCUUUACGGAGCUGGAAACCCAAAUGUACCUCAGAGGCCUCUUAGUGCAACCCCUUCUUUUAUUCCACAGCUCAGCCAAGGUGCUCCGAAUAAUGGUACGCCAUCACCUAUCAUGCAGAGCCAAGUUUACAAAACACCGAAUUCGAGUAGCGUUGCUGGCCCCGGUCAGCCUCCUCCGCCUAAGCGGAUGGCUACUCAAUCCCCGAGUCCAUUCUCACCAGCUAACCAACAGCACAUGUUCAUUCAACAAGGAUCCCCAACCUCUGAGCACAGCGUUACUCGUAGCGUUACUCCUCACGGGUUCCCUCAACAGCCACAACCGAAUUCUGGCUUCACAAUGCAAGGCCAGCGCGCUUUCUCGCCUCCGAAUGGGAUGAAUCAGGCAAUGAAUAUGCCCCAGAAUUUCCAACCUAACCCGGGAGCCCAAGCGAUGUACAAUCAGAUACAGAGACAACAGCAGCAAAAAAUGAUGCAACAGUCAACUCAAAUACAGGGGCAGAAUCCAAUGAUACAACACCAUGGAAGAAAUAUCACCGUCUCGACAUUACCUGGGUCCCAUCCAAACCCGAAUACCAAAAUAACAGGACGCGGUGGCCCGAAUCCUGAUCAAUUCGCGAGAUCCCUGCAGGAUUUUAUGCAGAAACGAGGCACACCUAUUACAAGUCUCGCCGUCCUCUUGGGAGACCGUCAAAUCCACUUGUUUUCUCUGUAUUUACUUGUCCAACGGUUUGGCGGCCAUCGGAGCAUAACAGCAACAAAUCAAUGGCAUUCUGUCGCACAGAGCUUACAGCUGAACACAGAGUUGCAUUCCGGUGUUGUCGAGCAAUUAGCCCAAGUCUACCAGAACAAUUUGGCACCGUUUGAGGAUGCAUACCGGAAAAGUACUCAGGCCCAACAUAAUCUGCCAAUGCAAGCUUUGAAUGCAAAUCCAGUUCCACACUUAGGGAUGGGAAAGCAGCCCCAAGGAACUUCUCAAAGCCCAGCUAAACAGCCUUCCCAGGAAACCAGUACAAGCAACUUUCAAACGCCCUCACCAGGUGCCUUUCAGAACCAAAAUUCCCAGUUCCAAGGCGGCUUACCCGGGAAUAAGAGUAUCCCACCCGCUCCCACCCAUUCAGCAUACCCCCCCACAACCGUAUCGGGUGCCACCCAGUUUAAUCACCCCCAAAUUGCGACCAAAAGCCAACAACUCCAACCAGCCCCUGCAGGACAACCCCAGCCACCCGAUAUCGCUCAGCCUGCUGGGGCUCCAACUCGGGAGAAACAUAACCUUCACUUUAAUCCAAAAGUACGCGGGCUGGAUACGCAUGGUGGCGUUGAUGUUGCAGUCUUGAGCGGCAUUGGGGCAGAGAUCGUGCACCUACGCCCCACCGUCCCAACCUUCAACGAACUAGGGAUAAUCGAUGUCCAUGCUCUGACUAUGAGUUUAAAGUCAGGGCUACAGGCAGAGAUCAGGUUGGCAUUGGAUACUCUUGUAACAGUCUCCGUUGAGUCACAGUGGUCCUUGUCCCUGAAAAGCUGUGAAGACCUGGUAGAGACCCUUGUAGAUGUGGCGGAAUCAGAAGUCUCGUUAUUGAGGGACAAUGUUGUGGUGCUGGACAUCGAGCCUUCUUUCCCGCCCUAUGAAGAGGUUCUUCGGGGCUGUCGGCAAGAAGCAAACACUCUACUCGCUGUGCCAAAGGUUGGGAGCUGUUCGUACGAGCUGGAUAGAGCCGCUGACAGGCUUAUUGCUAUAACAACGAUCUUCCGCAACCUGUCAUUCUUCGAAUCCAACCAUGACCCUUUAGCAGAAAGAGGUGUCAUAAAGUUCGUCGCUAGCAUCAUUGAUGUAAUAUGCCGAACGAAGCUGCUGCUCCGGUCAAACAAUAAUACGCUUGACUUCAUGAAGGACAUGAUAAUAUUUCUCUCCAACCUUUCGCAGUCAAUCAUUCUACCUGGGAAGCAGGAGGCACUCGGGCUCUUGAGGUUUAUUCUAUCAUUUGCACCACAACCGAGCCCAUAUUCCUCGGGAAGACCUCUGCCCAUGUUUGCGUCUUAUCACCCAUCAAUACAUCGUUAUUUGCCCCCGGCAGUUGAUAGCUUAGCGAAGCUUCUAGUUCGGGAUGAUCCUAAUCGGGGUUACUUCAAGGAGCUUUUUACUUCGGAGCCAGUCACGGAACGACCUUGGGAUCUUUUAACACGUUCAUUUGCUCUAGCUAUAUCCCCCAUUCCCGUGGCCGACAACGUGCGUAUGAUGUUACCUCAGGCAGUCGAGGCCCGAAAGCCUUAUCUAGAACAAGGCAUGCUUGCAGCAGAGAUACUCUCUGGAAUUGCUGCCAAAGAAGAUUCUCACCUUGCGCUGUCGUGGCUGUCGUCAGAAGACGGCUUUUCACAUAGUCUUGUUCGCUUGGUAUAUUUUUUGUGCACCCAACAACAAGUUGCGAGGCCUAUAAAUGGUCGAGGGCCGUCGUAUCAGGACGAUGGACAACCUUUCGCUCGCAUCAUUCAGCGAGGAGCGACUGUACUUCGCAACCUUUCUUUGACUUCGGCAGAUGGCUAUAAUUUCGAUGGUCUAUUAGGCUCGAUUGAAUCAUUAAAUCUACUAGAUACGGAGGCGGAUUGUCUUAAGAACAUGUUUCUGGCCGGAAUGGCAUCUAAAAAGGAAAUCUUGUUCGGGGCAAUGAUGAACCAAAACGUCGAUGCUAGGGCUCUUGGUUAUAUGUGUGAAUUCAGCGGUUUCGCGGGGAAUGUGGAUAGUGAUGAGGUUUACUAG
Messenger RNA from Orbilia oligospora ATCC 24927, 3114 nucleotides. RefSeq lists its product as uncharacterized. The transcript has a single exon. NCBI's taxonomy places the organism in Eukaryota, Fungi, Ascomycota, Orbiliomycetes, Orbiliales, Orbiliaceae. The coding region runs from base 1 to 3114 and encodes 1037 amino acids. Gene Ontology annotation, biological process: regulation of transcription by RNA polymerase II. Gene Ontology annotation, molecular function: transcription cis-regulatory region binding. Gene Ontology annotation, cellular component: SWI/SNF complex; nucleus. The record is from RefSeq and is a predicted model, not a curated record.